CGGUGAAAUCACUUGACCGGUAGCUUGUCACGUGACAUAACAGCCGCCCGACCUCACAUGACUACUCGUCUGACAAACAGCGGAUUUUAACAGUAAAUCAAUACAAUGAGGCUGGUCAUUCUGGACGACUAUGACCUGGCCAGUGAGUGGGCAGCAAAAUACAUCCGCAACAGAAUCAUCCAGUUCCGGCCGUCCGCUGACAGAUACUUCACUCUGGGUUUACCUACAGGGAGUACUCCCUAUGGCUGUUACCAGAAGCUGAUAGAAUACUACAGAAGUGGAGACAUUUCAUUCAAAUAUGUGAAGACCUUCAACAUGGAUGAAUAUGUUGGUCUACCUCGUGCUCAUCCAGAGAGCUAUCAUUCCUACAUGUGGAACAACUUCUUCAAGCACAUCGACAUCGAUCCAGCCAAUGCUCACAUCCUGGAUGGAAACGUAGAGGACCUGGAGUCAGAGUGUCAGGCCUAUGAGCAGAAGAUCGCAGAGGCUGGAGGAAUUGAGCUGUUCGUAGGAGGUAUCGGCCCUGAUGGUCACAUAGCGUUCAAUGAGCCAGGUUCCAGCCUUGUCUCCAGAACCAGAGUGAAAACUCUGGCUAAGGAUACCAUUGUGGCCAACGCUCGUUUCUUUGGCAACGACCUCUCCAAGGUUCCCACCAUGGCUCUGACUGUGGGAGUCGGAACUGUCAUGGAUGCCAAAGAGGUGAUGAUUCUGAUCACAGGAGCACACAAAGCCUUUGCUCUGUAUAAAGCCAUAGAGGAGGGAGUGAACCACAUGUGGACUGUAUCAGCAUUCCAGCAGCACCCGCGCACCAUCUUUGUCUGCGAUGAAGACGCCACCCUGGAGCUACGGGUCAAAACAGUCAAAUACUUCAAAGGUUUAAUGCAUGUUCAUAAUAAACUGGUGGACCCAGUGCUCAGCAUUAAGGACCAGUGAAACAGAGAGGAUCACCAAGGAGGAGAGCUGAAGGGAAGACGGUCAACAUGACUGGACAGCCUUAUUACUCUGGUACUGUUCUCUGCCUGAGGACCGGACUGACUGUCCCGACCUGUGCAUAUUGUUCAUGCAUACACUUGAACUGUCUUUGGAUAAUGUUACAGUUAAUUAAUGAGAGGUCAAUGAUAUAAGGAGAUAUGCCCUCUGAGGUUCUUUGUUUAAGAUUUAAAGGGAUAGUGCCAGGUCACUUUUUCUAAUCACAGCUGCUGGUCUUCACUGUUGUUCAGUAUGCGAACUUUGGAGAUAAGAUUUAAAGUCAUGACAGUAAACAUAAAGUCAUUAUUUUGUUUGGUGUGUAAAGACUGUCUCUGCCCUCUGUGAAUGAAACAGUACAGUAUCUAUAUGAUACAUUUUCUUUAUUUUUCAUCAAUGAUUCAUCCCCCAGUUAGUGAUUGGACAGGAAGAAGCAGAAACUUUGUGUGUAUUGGACCCAAAUAUUUGAUUAUUUGGAUAUCUGUUCAUUGGUUUCAAUUUUCACUUCUGGGAUUCAAAAAUUUUUUUGUUUUCUUUUUGAGAAAUGACAAUGAAAAAACCAUAAAUACAUAUAAAAGUCAGUGUUUUCCAUACACUGACUUUUUUUUUGUUUGUGGUGGUCCACCACAAUACCAGCAUGACCACCACAUGUUGAAUUUAUAUAUGUAUUUUUUACCUUAAAAUGGCCAGUGUUUUGAUUUGCUCAGCCCCUCUUUGCCCCCCCCCCUCAUUCUCUCUCUCUCUCUCUCUCUCUCUCUCUCUCUCUCUCUCUCUCUCUCUCUCUCUCUGUUACCCCGC
Epinephelus moara (kelp grouper) is the source of this 1764-nucleotide messenger RNA. Its product is annotated as glucosamine-6-phosphate isomerase 2. Gene Ontology annotation, molecular function: identical protein binding; glucosamine-6-phosphate deaminase activity. NCBI's taxonomy places the organism in Eukaryota, Metazoa, Chordata, Actinopteri, Perciformes, Serranidae. Gene Ontology annotation, cellular component: cytoplasm. The transcript has 7 exons. The coding region runs from base 106 to 933 and encodes 275 amino acids. The record is from RefSeq and is a predicted model, not a curated record. Gene Ontology annotation, biological process: carbohydrate metabolic process; D-glucosamine catabolic process; N-acetylglucosamine catabolic process.